This is a messenger RNA of Xenia sp. Carnegie-2017, 863 nucleotides long. RefSeq lists its product as uncharacterized. The transcript has 2 exons. Bases 146 to 634 code for a protein of 162 amino acids. Lineage: Eukaryota; Metazoa; Cnidaria; Anthozoa; Malacalcyonacea; Xeniidae. The record is from RefSeq and is a predicted model, not a curated record.
ACUUCGACUUCCCGAGAUAUCACGGGACCAAAUGGUAUAAAAAUGAAGCGAUUUGUUGCUGGUGAGAGCAUCAAGAAUACAGAGCAUUGAGGAAACGGCUAGCUAUAACAGAAAAGCAAAGGUAUCUAAGACCAAGGCAUAAAGAAUGAUGAAGUUUAUAGUCGCCUUAUUCCUUCUCGUUCAAGUCAUUCUUACUGUGAUCGAUCAAGGAGAAGCUAAACGCGUUGUGAAAUCAAAAAGUCGAAAGCCAUUUCUACCAAGUUGCCCUUCAACACCUUCAAAAUAUCUGAAAAUCGCUAAAAUAAGUCUGCUUGAAGGACAAAGAAGAAAGAGAUCGGCAUCCGACUUUCCUGUUAACUGUGUACAUCUGGCUUUCAUUGUGGUAAAUGGAAAUUUGGUUUUCCACACGGGUAUUAAAGAAUGCUGCAACGAAUGUAAAUUUCCAAAGUUUGUGCAGUCUCGCCAUAGCCAUGCAAACAACCCCCACGAACUUUACAUUUGCCGAAGUGAAGCAUUUUCUUGUAGCUGCAAAUGUCUCCAACCAAGUGCAGCGAGAAGGCAAGCGAGAAGAAAAUGCACAUCGAAAGUAUGCACGCUGCGCAAUUGUUGUAUGCAACAAAAUGUAUCAAGUUGAAAACGAAACCUCCAGUGAUACAUUUUGCUCAAAACAAUUUUAGAAGACCAAUGAACACUACACUUUUACAAACCAAAUUUCAGACUCUGGCCAAAGCUGGAAAAUAAAGAACAACCAAUAGUUGAAAGUUAUUAAAUAAAAGUAUGACCAAAAGCGGCAAUAUCUUUCUUUUUUCAUUGCUGAUUGUUUUAUUGUGCUAUGAUUCGUUUGGAAGGCGUAUACCUUUCUG